UCGAGCACUGGUUAAAAGUGAAAGUGAAGGUGAGCUCGAGAAUAUUGGCUUGAUAGCAGGAAAGCUAAAACUGCUCGGCAAGGAUAUUAUAAAAAACAUUGAUUUGUACAGACUACCGUAUUAUUUAACUGCUUUGUGAGAUUCAAGUCAUUUCUUCAACAGGAGAUUUUGUGAAGGACAGGAGAGGAGAAAAUGGCAGCCGCAAGCAACAAUGAGUUUCAGUUUACUGUUCCAGAAACAGCUCAGAAUGCUGAGGUUACACUGAGGUCUGAUGUCACAGUACCAUGUCACCUGUCACCUGAAAAGAGUGCUGUUAAUAUGGAAAUAAAAUGUGUGUGUGUCUGUAAGACCAGACAGGUGACAGAGGGGAGGAGCUAUAAGGGUAAAGCGAAUCUUGUAAUUCAUGAAGGAAAUGUGUCCUUAUUACUGAGAGACUUCAAAGAAAUGGGAGAUUACCUGUGUCAGGUCAUCAGUCAAGACACGACAGUGGAGGUGACAGUUCAAGUUAAUGAAUUGUUUUUGACAAAAAUAGAUUCUGAUGUCCAACCUGUGAAUCAGCCACCGACUUCUCAAAGCUAUCCUCUGACAAGACAUGAGGAGAAUCAGCUACAAGAGAAAACCCCUCAAAUAAGAAAAAUUGAGAAAAGACCGCUGAAGGACACAGUUCAGGAACCUGAGACACCGAGAAAGACAGAACAGAUGAAGAAAUCAGAUUCUGAUGUCCAACCUGUGAAUCAGCCACCGACUUCUCAAAGCUAUCCUCUGACAAGACAUGAGGAGAAUCAGCUACAAGAGAAAACCCCUCGAAUGAGAAUAAAUGAGAAAAGACCGCUGAAAGAUACAGUUCAGGAACCUGAGACACCGAGAAAGACAGAACAGAUGAAGAAAUCAGAUUCUGAUGUCCAACCUGUGAAUCAGCCACCGACUUCUCAAAGCUAUCCUCUGACAAGACAUGAGGAGAAUCAGCUACAAGAGAAAACCCCUCGAAUGAGAAUAAAUGAGAAAAGACCGCUGAAAGAUACAGUUCAGGAACCUGAGACACCGAGAAAGACAGAACAGAUGAAGAAAUCAGAUUCUGAUGUCCAACCUGUGAAUCAGCCACCAACUUCUCAAAGCUAUCCUCUGACAAGACAUGAGGAGAAUCAGCUACAAGAGAAAACCCCUCAAAUAAGAAAAAUUGAGAAAAGACCGCUGAAGGACACAGUUCAGGAACCUGAGACACCGAGAAAGACAGAACAGAUGAAGAAAUCAGAUUCUGAUGUCCAACCUGUGAAUCAGCCACCAACUUCUCAAAGCUAUCCUCUGACAAGACAUGAGGAGAAUCAGCUACAAGAGAAAACCCCUCAAAUAAGAAAAAUUGAGAAAAGACCGCUGAAAGACACAGUUCAGGAACCUGAGACACCGAGAAAGACAGAACAGAUGAAGAAAUCAGGUGGAAUAAAGCUGUUCUCUGAUUUUGCUGGAAAAACAAAUGGCGGUCAUAAGAGUUUUUUUGACACUUUGGAGAACCGAAUUAAAGAUCUGAGAGAAGUUCCUACAGUGGAUGAGAGUGACAUUUUUCUGGUUUACUGUCCUGUUGUUUCUCGACAUGGCAAUGAUGUAGAAGCAGCACUUAAAAGAUUCACUGACUCUACAGCUUCUAAGCUGAAAGUUCUAGUGGUGCUACAUAACACAUUUGACCCAGAGAAAACUGUACCAGACAGCAGCAGAUGUGUCAACAGGACAGAUAUACUGACAGUGGACUGUCUGUUCUAUGAGGACACAGGAUUACUAAAGUGUCAGAAAAAUGAUGAUGCAAUCAACAAAGUUGUGAACUGGUUAAUAGAGCAGGGGGAGGGGAUAGGUAUCAAAGUAUGUCCACGGCAAGAACUCGACAAAGACAACAGAAAUCCUCAGGGGGAAAACAAAGAAGUGAGCAAACCGUCAAGUGAGAAAGAGAGAGCUUCAAAGACCCUAUCAAUACAGUCGGAAAGCAGAAAAAUCAAACUAUGCUCCAUUCUGUCUGGAAAGACAAAUAUAUCACCUGAGAGGUUUAUUGGCACUCUGAAAAAACAAAUUCCUAAUCUGAUGGAAGUUUCAAUGGAUGAGAGUGAAAUUGUUUUGGUUUUCUGUCAAAUUGUUUCUCGAGCUGGAACUGAUAUUGAAGCAGCACUGAAAAGAUUCACUGAAUGUACAGACUCUAAACUAAAAGUUCUAGUGGUGCUACAUCACACAUUUGACCCAGAGAAAACUGUACCAGACAGCAGCAGAUGUGUCAACAGGACAGAUAUACUGACAGUGGACUGUCUGUUCAGUGAAGACACAGGAUUACUAAAGUGUCAGAAAAAUGAUGAUGCAAUCGACAAAGUUGAGAAGUGGUUAAUACAGCAGGUUGCAAUUAUUUUGCAGGCGGAGAAGAAUGUUGUAAAAGACCAAUUACCAGACACAGGAUUACUGGACUGUCAGAAGAACAAUGAUGCAGUAGACAAAGUUUUUAACUGGGUGAAAAAGAAAAAGGAACAGUUUGUCAACGUAUGUCAAUCUCAUGAAGGUCCUCUACAUAAAAAUGUUGCACCGAAUGACAAUCUGAGAAAAGAAAAUGAAAAACAUCCAACAGAACUCGACGAAGACAACAAAAAUCCUCAGGUGAAAAGCAAAGAAGUGAGCAAACUGUCAAGUAAGAAAGAGGGAACGCCAUCAGUACAGACGGAAAGCAGGAAAAUCAAACUAUGCUCCAUUCUGUCUGGAAAGACAAAUAUAUCACCUGAGAUGUUUAUUGGCACUCUGAAAAAACAAAUUCCAAAUCUGAUGGAAGUUUCAAUGGAUGAGAGUGACAUUGUUUUGGUUUUCUGUCCUAUUGUUUCUCGAGCUGGAACUGAUAUUGAAGCAGCACUGAAAAUAUUCACUGACUCUACAGACUCUAAACUGAAAGUUCUAGUGGUGCUACAUCACACAUUUGACCCAGAGAAAACUGUACCAGACAGCAGCAGAUGUGUCAACAGGACAGAUAUACUGACAGUGGACUGUCUGUUCUAUGAAGACACAGGAUUACUGAAGUGUCAGAAAAAUGAUGAUGCAAUCAACAAAGUUGUGAACUUGUUAAGGCAACAGGCGAAGUCAAUGCGAGUCAAUAAAUAUCCACCUAGAAACAAAUCAACAGUUUCAACAGAUAGGCAGAUGAAACUGGGAUCUUCAAGCAACAGUGAGUCAAAAUUACAUUGUAGUUUUAAAAGUUAUUAUUGUAGUAGUUAAAUAGUUUUAAUUUCUUGUAAAGUGGAAAAUUAGGAAAUAGCUUUCAGUCUGCCAACGAAGAUAUGUAUUCUGUUUUUUUUAAUUAGAACUCAAUUAUUAAUGAACUUCAACAUCAUAGCUUAAUUUGUCAAUAAAAUAAAGCUUCCUCAUUUCUAAAUAUUAUUGAUCAUAUAAACAUAUUUUUACGUAUAAAUAUUGAAUCUAGUUAAUAUAAUAUAUUUAUUUCGGGCUAAUAUAACAGUUUUCUAAAAAAAAAUACAAAUAAAAAUAACACUUACUGUUAAGAGGCCUGAGGGUGUCCAUAUUUAUCUGAAAUGAAGUUUAUGUAUUAUUAGGGCCAUAUUACUAACCCUACUAAGGUUAGGGUUAGGUGUGGGUGUGAGAUUAGCAAGCAAUCAAAAGAAUUAAUGAAGGGAGUCAUAAUCUUGCGCCUGGCGGGGAGAUAAAAUUCGGCACAACACCUUGACUGCAGCUAAUGUUACUUAAAGCACUAUACAAUAAACAAAACUGCAUGCUAACUUCCUGAAUCAUUCUUGAUGAUUGGGGAGAAAAGUUUCAUGCAUGGGCAUUGAGGGGUCUGGUCUUUUUAUGUUAUUUGAGUAAAUCUUAUUACUUUGAACUAUCGUAUUUAUUUAAGAAAAAUGCACAACAUUUAUGAAACAGGCUUAUUAUAAUUUCCUCAACCCAUGAAUCAAUACAGUUUUUAUUAUCAUCAUCAUGAAUAAACAAAUUCCAAACAGGGGGACAACAGAAUAUUUGUAUUAAUAUGACUGUAAUAAGGUUCAAUAAAAGGAAGGAAGGAAGGAAGGAGACGUGAAACGGCGAACAUUUAAAUAGUUUUAAUGAAAUAAAAUGCCAAAAGAGCAUACACACGACUUUAAACCAUAUUUCCGGGCCCGGUCCUCUCUCGCCGGUAGUCCUGACAAUUCGUCCUUUAAUGCCCCCGAACUCCUGAAGGCUCUAGUCACGCCUUCCUCACCACAAUGACAAAAAUAUCUUUCCACCUAAGAACAACAACAUCAGCGAAGACAUCAACUGCAGCAUCAACCUCCUUAACAUCAGUUGCUCCCUGUAAGUUAUUGCAGCCCAUAGUGUUUUAAAGACCCAGUGAAAUCAAAUUGAAUGUUCUUUUAUUAAUAAUGAGUGAGCCUUAAAUACAUCAAUAAAUUGAAAAAAAAUGCUUUAAACGCUAUAACGGUUCAAAACUAAAAAAAUGCACCCUAUUUUGUCACAUCCAUAACGCGUGUUUAUUUCCCAGUUUUUAAAUAGAAAUUUGUUCAUAGACUGACAUUUUUUAUGUUUAGACUCUAUCGACAAGGAUUUAUUAAAAUAUAAACAGAUGGUUCAAUAUAUUAGUAGCAAAUUCAUUCUCUGAGCAUUUUUAUGUAACGCACAUAACGUUGGAAUUGCCCAGAGUAGAAAAAACAAAGUUUGGACAAUUUAAUUUACUUCAGUUUCUAAUCCCAGAGAUAUUAAUAGGUGUAUACAAAACUUUUAUAAAAAUGUUUUUUUCUGUUCUGUUUCUUAUUCAAAACUUGCACACAUGCAAGUGAAUUAUCAGUUGAAGUAAAUGACUGUAUAAGUAAAAUAUUAAAUGUUAUUCAUAGUUCAAGUAAUUGCCUGUGACUCUUAAUCUUAUAAAAGCUUUAUAUCAGUAAGACUAUGAUGUAAUGCGGUUUGUUCUGUUUUUUUCAUUUGAAAUGGGCGUGUGUCUAAUUUUCUUAAAAUAAAAGAAGAUUAAAAAUAUUUUUCGUUUUCAUUACAUAAAUUAUGAUCAUGACAUAGGCAUUAAACACACUCUAAACACCUGUUUAAUUGGCCUGUUAUGUUUGUUUCAUUUGUUUACACACUUGUAAAACUUGAACAUUUACACAUCAAAUCAGAGCAACAACCAUUAACAUUUUGGUUGACAAAAUAUAUUUACCUGUUACUAAAGCAGCUACCACAACUGAAAGUUAGGUUUGGGUUUAUAAAUCCACUGUCUUUCACAGACUUACACGGUUAGCUGAUUAUUUUUGAAGGUCUCUCUAGAUGUAUUGCUUAAAGCUGAUUUUCUCGAAACAUUCUUGUGAGACAAUUAAAAUUAAUACAAAUUACGUACGUUAUUUAAAAUAUUUAUCAAGUGGUUAUGGGUGGUAAGAAUUCAAUACUACACGAAAUUGAGACUGUAAAGGAGCCAUAAAGAAAUAACAUAUUUUGUAUAUAAAAUGUUAUGCAGUAUAUAAAAUAUACAGUAUAUAUAAUGUUAUUUGUUUAAAAUGUUCAUGUUUGCUGUUUCUGUGCUUGUGAAAAUAGAAAAAUAUGUGGAUCCCGUCCACGAAAGACUAAUGGGACUUUACCGGAUAACAAGGGAUGGGGAUAGAGGACGAUAGGGGAUAGAGAGCAUGGCAUUACACAAUGAAAACAAUGCCAUAACAUUUUUCCACAUAAAACACAUUGGUAUGUCAUGAUCCUGCCACAACACUUGAAAAUCAUGACAAGGAGAGGCAGGAUCAUGACAUAAACAUAAUUGAGAUUGUAUAGGAGCUAUAAAGAAACAACAACAUAUACUGUAUAUAAAAUGUCAUAUAUAACAUAUAUAUAUAUAUAUAUAUAUAUUAGUUAAUUUGUUUAUGACGUUC
Molecule: messenger RNA, 5852 nt
Organism: Triplophysa dalaica
Lineage: Eukaryota; Metazoa; Chordata; Actinopteri; Cypriniformes; Nemacheilidae
Exons: 28
Coding region: 193-3231 (1012 amino acids)
Source: RefSeq, a predicted model, not a curated record